This is a messenger RNA of Mercurialis annua (annual mercury), 618 nucleotides long. Its product is annotated as germin-like protein 9-3. Gene Ontology annotation, molecular function: manganese ion binding. Gene Ontology annotation, cellular component: cell wall. The coding region runs from base 1 to 618 and encodes 205 amino acids. The transcript has a single exon. Lineage: Eukaryota; Viridiplantae; Streptophyta; Magnoliopsida; Malpighiales; Euphorbiaceae. The record is from RefSeq and is a predicted model, not a curated record.
AUGGCCAUGAGUUAUUCCAACCUCAUUCUGAUACUUGUUCUCGCCUUGGCGAGCACCAAGAUGGCGCUUGCAGGCGAUCCGGACAUUCUUUCGGACUUCAUUCCACCGGCAAAUAACACCUUUGUUGACGGAAAAUUCUUUACCUUCUCGGGAUUUCGUUCUCUAAUGAAUCAAAUCCCACAAAACUUCACCGUAACGAAAGCUAGUAUGAUUGAAUUCCCAGCGGUUAAUGGGCAAAGUGUGUCGUAUGCGCUACUUCGAUAUCCACCCAGCGGUCUGAACCCACCGCACACGCACCCUCGCGCUGCGGAGCUGUUGUUCCUCGUUAGUGGCUGUUUACAAGUAGGGUUUGUUGAUACUAAGAACGUUCUUUAUAACCAAACUCUUUUUGGUGGGGAUAUGUUCAUUUUUCCGAAGGGACUUGUUCAUUUUCAAUUUAAUCCUGAUACUCAGCUAGCAGCGACCGCAAUUUCAGCAUUCGGAAGUGCAAGUGCCGGAACAGUUUCUGUGCCUAUGUCUGUGUUUGGUUCGGGAAUUGACGAUGGAAUUCUUGCCAAGGCAUUUAAAACUGAUGAAUAUACUAUUCAGAAGAUCAAGGCUGGCUUUCCCAAACCUUGA